ACCAUUUCACCACACACAGGCUUAUCCUGUCGUUCACUUCUCCUCCAUGGCCACCAGGAGCGGAUCCGCCAUCUCGGCUGGCUGGGCAGCGCCCCAGCCUUGCCGACCACUAACCGUACGUCGGAGAAACUUACCCCGACCACCAUGCUACUUAUCUACCACCUUCCCGCCAUGCCCGGGCGUCUGCACGUCUACAUCCCGCAAGAACGGGGCUCUGCCGGCGGCUGCCACGGAAGCCGAAACCGAGGGCGAGGUGCUGCUGGAGUCCCCGGGGCACUUCCGCAUCUACAAGUGCGGCAAGAUGGACCGCCUCAACGAACCCACCGUCUCGCCUGCCGGCCUGGACGAGGCCACCGGCGUCACCUCCAGGGACGUCGUCCUCGACGCCGACACCGGCGUCUCCGUGCGCCUCUACCUCCCCAAGCUCCGAGACCCCUCGGAGAAGCUCCCGGUCCUCGUCUACUUCCACGGCGGCGCCUUCCUCAUCGGGUCGGCCGACGACGCCACGUACCACAGCUACGUCAACUCCCUCGCGGCCGCGGCCGGCGUCCUCGUGGUGUCCGCCGACUACCGCCUCGCCCCGGAGCACCCGCUGCCCACGGCCUACGACGACUGCUGGGCCGCGCUCCAGUGGGCGGUGGCGCCGUCGACGCAGGACGAGUGGAUCUCCGGGCACGGCGACACGGCCCGCCUCUUCCUGGCGGGCGACAGCGCCGGCGCCAACAUCGUGCACGAGAUGCUCGUGAGGGCGGCGGUGAACUCCCACCCGAGGAUGGAGGGCGCGGUGCUGCUGCACCCGUGGUUCAGCGGGAGCGAGGCGAUCGAGGGGGAGCCUCCGGCGGUGCCCAUGUUCAACGGGAUGAUCUGGUCGUACACGUGCCCGGGGACGGUGGGCAGGGCCGACGACCCGAGGAUCAACCCGCUGGCGCUCGGCGCGUCGUCGCUGGAGCUGCUGGCGUGCGAGAGGAUGCUGGUGUGUGCGGCGGAGAAGGACGUGCUGGCGAGGAGGAUCCGCGCGUACUACGACGGCGUGGCCGCGGGCGCGUGCCAGGCGCCGGGCGCCGCGGCGUGGUUCGAGUCGGAGGGCGAGGACCACGACUUCUUCCUCGGGAAGACGGACUGCGAGAGCGCCAAGCAGCUCCUGGAUCGCGUCGCGGCGUUCAUCGCUGAGGGCUGAGCUGCACCGCGUGAUCUGCCGACGUGUAUAGUAGCAUGCAUACACAUCCAGGCGGGAGAUGACAGUCGGAUUGCUUAUUUCGCUUGGGUGUGAUUCUUGACAAAAAAUCGCAACCUAGAGUUCACUGCAAAAACGUCUUCUCUAUUUAGUUACAGUAGUAGUACCAAAGAAGGAAGAUAUUUGAGCCUAAAUCUGUUUGGCCAGUAGCCACCACACAUUUAAAGAACAAAUAUGGAAUGGUGCCUUUUUAGAGCAAAAGA
Molecule: messenger RNA, 1437 nt
Organism: Triticum aestivum (bread wheat)
Lineage: Eukaryota; Viridiplantae; Streptophyta; Magnoliopsida; Poales; Poaceae
Product: 2-hydroxyisoflavanone dehydratase
Exons: 1
Coding region: 47-1177 (376 amino acids)
Molecular function (GO): hydrolase activity
Source: RefSeq, a predicted model, not a curated record